AUGAAGACGGGCCAACGACGUGGUUGGGGUUGCGUGGUGCGACCGCCGCAGCUGCUGCUUCGCCGAUUUUUCGCCUUGAUUCUCCUGUUUCUGUGCAUGCACGCUGCUUGUGCCAAAGAGGCCGAAAUACAAGCGAACGCAUGGCUGAGCGCGCCGACGUCGGUGUGGGAUGCCAUCGUGAGCGACCCGAUGACACACUUCGCCAUGAUUCAGGCGGUGAAAGAGGAUUUCGUCUCUGCAAUCCGAGUUGUCGACAGCAUAGCAGAAGUCGUCGUGACGUCGCUGAAGCCCAUGAAGUCGCAGAAGGCGUGGGCCGGUGGUCCGGCCUACGGCGCAUAUGCUCAGUUCUCUGCGGUGACACAGUUAAACAAGGAAGAGGUGUUUUCGGCGCUGCGCAGCUCGAAUCUUCGCAGCAUCAACAGUAUCUUCCAGUCCGUGGGGUUCAACGCAGCGAUAGAGGUGCUGGCAGCUGAUGGGCCGCCGUCCAUGCGAGCCGUCGGACCGGUGCUGCUGCCGGUGUCGGGGUCGACUUUUUUCUGGCAGGUGCUUCUCGGUACGCUCAUGGCCCAAAAUGCUCUAAGCGUCGACGCCUUCAUGUACCCACUGCAAAUGGACAUCCAGAGCGCCGUGGACUUUACCGUGAGGAAGUUCCUGAUCGAAACAACUCCGCUGACAAACCAAGUGAACGUGUCGAGCUGGUACGUGUCGUACAACGUCUGGGCUUUCCCCGGAGCCGAGGUAACGCCGAGUACGCCGUCCGACCUCAGAGCAUUCGCGAUGAAGUCUAGGAUGCCUUUGUUUAACACGUACAUGAAAACCGUGAUGGACACCUACCCGAGUCUCAAGGCUUACGCGGACCUCCUUCCCACCAUGGUGCAUGCACGGACGCCGCCGCUCGGUAACCCAUUCGAAGACAACAGCGACAGUGACCCGGAUAGAAUCUUUGAGGUGUUGGCCAAUGAAACGGGCGACUACCUUCUCGUGUUCAGCGGUGAUGCCGACAGGUGGGGCCAAGUGUGGGAGAAAAGCCGCGAUGCCGUCUCGAAAUCGAUCGAGGAGGCGGUUGAGGCCAAGCUGCAUCGUCGCAUCUUCGUGAACAGGGCCUUUGUUACCUCCGCCAAGACGUUGCCGAAUGAUUCGGUGAAUGUUGGUGGACUGCAGGUGCUCUGCCGUGUUGUGCAGGGCAUAACGGUGAUCUCUAAUCACCCGUGGUCGCCUGAGGAGGUGGCACCGCUGCUGUUGCAGGCCAACUACAGCGCGACACAAGCCCUCUACAUCUCGGGUGGCGGUCCGGUCGAGGGGUACACGAAGUGGCCACCUGCAACGGCAUCCCAGUCGAUUCUGUUGGCGGCCUCCUACGAGGCCUCGCCCGGCUCGAUCGCCACAACAAGCAUCAGCUACGACUACAGAGUCCGGCUGAGCAAAGAUAUCGUCGGCAUCAUUGUCAUGUCAGUCCUGAUCAUCGGCGCGUCUCUUGUCGCCAUCAUCAUCACGGUAAGCUUCUGCUACUGCUGCCCGCAGUUCAUCGGCGGCGGCGCCGACAGGAAGCGCACUACGCUCUCGCACGCAAGCAUCGCCCCGUGA
Molecule: messenger RNA, 1584 nt
Organism: Leishmania major strain Friedlin
Lineage: Eukaryota; Euglenozoa; Kinetoplastea; Trypanosomatida; Trypanosomatidae
Exons: 1
Coding region: 1-1584 (527 amino acids)
Source: RefSeq, a predicted model, not a curated record